This is a messenger RNA of Pleurotus ostreatus (oyster mushroom), 1488 nucleotides long. RefSeq lists its product as uncharacterized. The coding region runs from base 1 to 1488 and encodes 495 amino acids. The transcript has 3 exons. The record is from RefSeq and is a predicted model, not a curated record. Lineage: Eukaryota; Fungi; Basidiomycota; Agaricomycetes; Agaricales; Pleurotaceae.
AUGCCACUCGGGGAGGAGUCCAUCACCAGCUUCUUCAAACCCACUGGAAGAACCUCAGAUAAUUACAAGUCUCGCACCAGGCACACGAAACGCGCCCGCACCGCCCAGGAUGGCACAGAAUCGAAGGCAGAAACAUCUCGAAAGAAGGCUAAACCUUCCCCUACUACUCAGGCUCGAGCUUCGGGAUCUGCGAAGCUUCAUUACUCACCAUCCGGAAGUCAGACGCUCCUCACAGACUUGUUGCAGAGGAAGAAAGACGACGCGCCGAAACCGUCGAAGAGUGCAAAGCCCGAGCGGAAACUGCAUACUAGUGUCAUCGACCUCACGAAUAGCAAUGAAGACGAUACAGAAGACGCUGCCAUUGCCUCUACGACUGAACGACCCGGUCACCGUCCAAAGCAAUCCUCCGUGAGCUCGAAGCGCCUAAAGAAUCCAUCCCCAAGCGAAAUAGGAUCUACUAGCACUUGUCCUUCGUAUCGCCCCAACGAGUUAGAUAUACCGUCGUUUGGGACUACCAAUACUACAAUACCCAUCCACACACUUUCUUCACCGCCUACGUCCAGAGAUCCAUCGUUCUUCGACGUAGUGCCGUCCUCUCAAUCGCAGGACCUGGAGCGAGAAUUGCCGCCAGAACCUACCCCGAGCUCGUCGAGGCACGCUCCUACCCCGUGGUACAUGAGCCCGGCCUCUGAACCUCUGGCAAGCCCGCCUUUCACGCCAAGGAAGAGGUGGAAAGCGGCGUUUCCAGACGUCCUCUCUUCUCCCGCAGUUCCUUCGUCUCAGACACAGGAACUGUACACCUUCGACUCACCUACUACCGUCCGCACUUCUCCUGCGGUCCGUUCGUCCCAGACGCAACCGCUAUACCUCCUCGAUACACCGACCAGCGUUCACGCCUCUCCCAUGGUUGCCUCAUCUCAGACACAAGCGUUUUGCAUGUUCGAUACGCCUACCAGACAUCGGAUUUUACCUGCAGAGAGACAAAUGUCUUUGCGCGCUGAUCACAAGGAAAUGUGUAUGGUCCCUAGCUCUCAAGCUGUGGAGAAGGAACCGUCGGUGUUCGGCAGUCCCUUGGCAAGAAAUUCCCAGUUACAGGCUUGUUUCCCGGAUAUCAGGUUAAUACAAUCGGCUAGUACGAGCGACGCUGCGAUGGAACCGCCGGCUUCUCCCAUUCCAGCAUUACCUUCCUUGGAUUCUCCCUCCGAGUCACCAGUAGAGAGUCGCAUCCGAUUAACGGAGUAUUCGCCGCAGGCAACUCCUCCAGAUGCACCCAAAUUUACUCCCCUACCUGAUAGCCCUCCGCAAGAAGAUCACUCGCUCCCGGAUAGCCUUCCCGUUUUCAAUUCGCAGCCAGGCAUAGGACUCCCCGCAUCUCAGUUGUCCGAUGAUGCUUCUCAGGCUGGGGCGAUGGUCAUAAGUGAUUUCUUCAACAUAUUUGAUGAGGGUGGGGGUAGCCUCCCUGCAGAUUUUCCUAUACCUUUAUGGUGA